Molecule: messenger RNA, 498 nt
Organism: Fimicolochytrium jonesii
Lineage: Eukaryota; Fungi; Chytridiomycota; Chytridiomycetes; Spizellomycetales; Powellomycetaceae
Exons: 1
Coding region: 1-498 (165 amino acids)
Source: RefSeq, a predicted model, not a curated record
AUGAGAGGAAACAAACUUUACUGUAGCGACAUCACGCUAUCCGCGCCGGUCAAACCCGAGGCUCAAGCAGGCUGGAACACGUCCUUUGAAUUGUACCCGACUCUCGCGGACUGCGGAGCCGGCAACGUCGCAAAGGCCACGCGGGUCUCCUCUGCCAAGACAAGCUACUGCUCCAACAAGACAUUGGCGAACGGAGUGUUGGCCUCAACGUUCGUCACGUGCAACUCGGUCCGCUACCUGAUGUGGGAGUACAACAACCCCGGGUGCCCCGAUGCCGACUUUGCGGCUGUCUCGUCCUACGCGAACAACCAGUGCCUGGCCGCGUCUUCCACCACUGACGACUCGCUCAUCAAUCGUUGCUUGAUUCCCGGCGGUGUUACCCCACCCGAUUCUCCGUCUUCGCCUUUCAGCGCUGCCAUUGCGGUGCGCCCGUCCCUCGCGGCUCUGGUCUCCCUGAUGAGGGUACAUGUGGCUGCUGCUUCCCUCAAUCUAAUGUAA